Messenger RNA from Poecilia reticulata (guppy), 2177 nucleotides. NCBI's taxonomy places the organism in Eukaryota, Metazoa, Chordata, Actinopteri, Cyprinodontiformes, Poeciliidae. The record is from RefSeq and is a predicted model, not a curated record.
UUUGGUCGCCGAAGACAGAAUUUAUGACUGCCUGUAAGCUUAAGCUCACUUUCUCGCAGCAGCUUUCAACUGGGACAUAUCGCAUCUGCACUGCAACGUAUCCCAACUGGAAUUUGAGACAUUCCUCUAACCUUUUCAGCAACUGUUGCAAUAAGGUAAAAUGUAUAAAUCAAUGUUAACCUAUGAAAACCUGAUGUUCAACGGCCCUGAAUGACACUCAUGUACACAAGCCCAUCAGUCAUGCCUACGACAGUGACGACAGCAGCGUCGACCGACAACACAUCUCCCAAACUCCCUCUUAACCUUGGAUUCAAGACGUUUCCUCUGACGUCAAGUUGGUAUAAAAGCUCUUUUUUUUUGAGAGGCAAACUCAUUAAAACAAUGUUAAUUCUUGAGUUUAGUGUCUAUGUAACCGGGGAAACUCUCUAAUAGUCAAUGAGAGUCAUAAAUCCAUCUGAAUGUUGCCUCUAUUGUUGUUAGGCAUGCUUGGAGUGGGACAAAAAAGGUCACAUCACAUGUGGACCAAUUGGUAUGGGGAGUUCUCAGAGAUGGAGGGGGAAAAAAUCCAAGGGAGGAAAAAUGUGGGAAGAAGUUCUAAACACACAGUUUAGGAUAGGUGGAAAAGUUUAGUCCAAAACUCAAACAAAAGAAACCUCCAAUCAUUCUAUGGCUGCUUUUGUUAAAGUAAUUAACAUUUAUUGUGGUUUUCUGGGCUUUUAAGAAACUUUAUAGUAGCUUAACAUAAAGCUUCCUGUAAAAUUCUCAGAUUCUCUGUUUGGACAUGUUUUUUUUUUUUUUUCCCAGUCACCAAUGUUUGAAAGCAUUCAGGUUCAAAGCCAUUCACUUGAUGCCAUAUGACAGCAGAGAAGAGGAGGUGUUGUCGUUUGUGUCCUGCCCCCCUCUAAAAGCUGGAGGUAUGACAUCAACAGCAAUAAUGAAAGCGGCUCAUCAACAACUGGACACCGGGGCUAUAAAAGGAGCCCGUGGAGUCCAGUGCUUAUCAUAACUAAUAGGAGCUAACCACCAAACCAGACUGGCUCGCUUAAGAGACCAUAGCACCAUAUUUUAUCUUUCAUCACACUGAGGAGAAGGAGGCAACUCCACCACAGGUAUGUUCAUUUCAACCUGUCAGUCCCGAAUCAAGUGGAGGCCAAAUGCCUCAAAUUCAGCAGGGUUACUCUUUUGUAUCUAAGAACAAUAAUGCUUUGUAUUUCAGUAUGUGAUAUACAAUGGAAGCUAAUUCUAAUUUCCUCACUUAUUCAAGAGGGAACUUGCCUUUAAGUGUUCUCAAUUAAGCAAAAUGUAGUGGAAAGCAUGAUUUUGAAAAAGUCUUAUUUGUUUCAACAGGUUGUAAAGGUCAACAUGCAAAACGUGGACGUUAAAAUUCUCGUCGUGUUCUUCUGUGUUGUGCACCUUUCCAUUUACUGCCAAGGGCGUCCUCUCAGUAAAAGGACAGUGAGCGAAGUGCAGCUCAUGCACAACCUGAGACACCACCAGCAGGUGCAGGAGCGCCGCGAGUGGCUGCAAACCAGGAUCCAGGACAUCCACAAUGCUGCGGGCCGGGCCAGCAGUGGAGACACGGAGGGCUGGAAGAGAAGAUUACAUCCUGAUGAGUUGGCCGAGCUGACACCAGAGGAGAUAAAGGAAGCUUUGGACUUUCUGGAGAACCUCCUCAAAUCAAAGCAGUGAUGAUUUUUUUUUUUCUUCUAUAUCUUUUUUUAAUUUGUUUGCAUUCACAUAACAUUUCCAACAUCUUAGAUUUUAACAGUUAUAUUCUGCUUUUGAGUUUAUAUCUUGUUUUUUUAGGUUUUUUUUAUCAGUUAUUUUUUUUUGCUUAUUUAUUCAACUUUAUUUAUUUUUACUUUAUUUUUUAUUUAUGAGACAGUGCCUCUUUUAGGCAGAUCUUCCGUUAUAGCUGCACUUUUAUUGAACGACUUGUUUUAUAAAACAAACAUGAAGGAGUUAGUCUGAACUGGACCAAUUAUGUUUUUUUUUUUUUUGGUUUUGUCUUUUUGUUGUUUUUUUGUAUAUUUUGCUCAGACAAAGCCCUAAUGUUGGGUUUACUAAGGUUAAAUGUGUAGUCUGUUGUUUUUGUGCAUGUUGCCUACUAAAUGUUUGAUUGGGCUUAAACAUAGUUAGCCCUCUGUAGCCUGAUAAGCUGUACUUAAAAAAUAAAA